GCGGCACCUCGCCCCACCCGCCGAUCGAGCCGCUCCGGCGACCGCCCCGCGCCCGCGAACGAAGCCCACCUCACUCAGAGCGUAAAAACCCACGCGCCCCACCGCGCUGGGCCCCGCGACGGGACGCGGCGCGAGCCCUCCCGUCCGCUUCCGCUGCCUUGGCACUCUGCAAGCAGGCAGGCAGCCCAUGUGCUCAUCUCACAUGCCUGCCGCUCCCACGCUUCGCCACCCUUCCUCCUCGCUAGCCUAGCCACGGCAGCCAGACACCCACGCCUGCUCACCACUCACCACCCGCACCGCGCGCGAAACCUCGAGUUCUACUGAGGCGAUCGGGACGGACGCGGAACCGCCACGCACGGUGUCAGUCACCAGCAUGAAGGAGGGGACUGGAGGCGGCGGGGGAGGUGGGGAUGCGGGGUUCGUGCGGGCGGACCAGAUCGACCUCAAGAGCCUGGACGAGCAGCUGGAGCGCCACCUCAGCCGCGCCUGGACCAUGGAGAAGCGCAAGGAGGAGGCCGCCGGCGCUGGCGCCAUCGCCGACCAACGGGGCGGCGGGAGGCAACCCAGGUGGCCGAAGCAGAGGAGGGAGGAGUGGGAGAUCGACCCCGCCAAGCUCGUCGUGAAGGGCGUCAUCGCCCGCGGCACCUUCGGCACCGUCCACCGCGGCAUCUACGACGGCCACGACGUCGCAGUGAAAUUACUUGAUUGGGGAGAGGAUGGUCAUAGAUCAGAACAGGACAUUGUGGCACUAAGAGCAGCUUUUUCACAAGAGGUUUCUGUUUGGCAUAAGCUUGAGCAUCCAAAUGUAACUAAGUUCAUAGGGGCUAUAAUGGGUGCAAGGGAUCUAAAUAUUCAGACAGAAAACGGACAUAUCGGCAUGCCAAGUAAUAUCUGCUGUGUUGUUGUGGAGUACCUUCCUGGAGGUGCAUUAAAAUCAUUUCUGAUAAAGAACAGGAGAAAGAAGUUAGCUUUUAAGGUAGUUGUCCAAAUUGCUCUUGAUCUUGCCAAGGGAUUAUGCUAUCUUCACUCAAAGAAGAUUGUGCACCGUGACGUGAAGACUGAGAAUAUGCUCCUAGACAAAACAAGAACUGUGAAAAUAGCUGAUUUUGGUGUUGCUCGCCUUGAAGCUUCUAAUCCCAGUGAUAUGACGGGCGAAACUGGAACACUUGGUUACAUGGCACCUGAGGUUCUUAAUGGCAAUCCGUACAACAGGAAAUGUGAUGUUUAUAGCUUUGGAAUUUGUUUAUGGGAGAUAUACUGCUGUGAUAUGCCAUAUCCAGACUUGAGCUUCGCAGAGGUCACAUCUGCUGUUGUUCGUCAGAAUCUGAGGCCAGAUAUACCGCGCUGCUGUCCAAGUUCCUUAGCAAACGUGAUGAAGCGUUGCUGGGAUGCGAACCCUGACAAGCGACCUGAAAUGGCUGAGGUUGUGUCCAUGUUGGAGGCUAUCGAUACAUCAAAGGGUGGAGGCAUGAUCCCUGUAGACCAGCGACCAGGAUGCCUUGCAUGCUUCCGGAAGUACAGAGGUCCGUGACAGAUCGAGCACGCUGGAGUUGCAUCUGCAGAUUUGUUUCCUGGGAAGCAAACUGGUUAAUGGAGCUAGUGUGCCUGUGCUUAUUGACCUUGGUUCGAGAAGCCCUCUACUCUCAUGUAAAUUCUCUGUUCACCCCUUCUGUAACUCUGUUUAUCAAGGAAUGAAAGAAUUAUGCUGCAUUGUUA
Molecule: messenger RNA, 1716 nt
Organism: Phragmites australis (common reed)
Lineage: Eukaryota; Viridiplantae; Streptophyta; Magnoliopsida; Poales; Poaceae
Product: serine/threonine-protein kinase STY13-like
Exons: 6
Coding region: 374-1531 (385 amino acids)
Biological process (GO): protein phosphorylation
Cellular component (GO): plasma membrane
Molecular function (GO): ATP binding; protein kinase activity
Source: RefSeq, a predicted model, not a curated record